GGGGGGGGGGGUUGGUGGCAGGAGUAGAGGGGACGCUUCACCAUGGAGUAUGAAGUCAAGAAGGGGAAGAAGGGCUUUGUGUCCCCCAUCCGAAGGCUGGUGUUCCCCAAGGCUGCACGCCGGGCAGCCUUUCGCAAUAGUGUGAGUCGCCGGCCCCUGCACUCAAUGCCCCUUUAUCCCCCUGACUAUCUCAUCGACCCCCAGAUUCUGCUAUGUGACUACUUGGAGAAAGAGGUCAAGUUCCUAGGCCACCUCACCUGGGUGACUUCCUCACUGAACCCUUCCAGCCGUGACGAGCUUCUGCAGCUGCUGGACAAGGCCCGGCAGCUGAAGGAGCUGCCGCUGAAGACCACGGCGGAGCAGGACAGCAUUCUGAGCCUGUCGGCCCGCUGCCUACUGCUCACCUGGCGCGACAACGAGGAGCUCAUCCUGCGCAUCCCUACGCACGAGAUCGCCGCCGCCUCCUACCUGCAGGACGAUGCGCUGCACCUGUUGGUGCUUAAAACCGGUCUGGGCGUGGACCCGGUGCCGGCGGGAGUGGACGCCAGCCCGGGGGGCGCGAGGUGCGAACCCAGCCCUUCGGGCGCGGCGCCCGAGAAACCGCGGGUGGGCACUUCGGAGCGGCGCCACACCAUCUGCAGCCUGGACUGGCGGAUGGCGUGGGGCGGGGGCACGGGCGCCGAGGCGCGGGCCGGGGGCGGCGGCGGCAGCUUGGAGCGCCAGCGCGCUAGGGCGCGGGCAUCGGGCAGCUGGGAGCGGCGGCAGACGUUUAGCGGCAGCUGGGAGCGGCGACACGCGGGCGGCGGCGGUGGCGCGGGCAAGCCAGGCGGCAGCUGGGAGCGGAGGCAGGCGGCCGGCGGCUGCGGCGGCAGCUGGGAGCGGCGCCACCCGGGCCCCAACCCGCUCGACCCUCAGGACCCCAGCCCCGACGCCUACUGCAACCUGGUCAUCCUGGCUGUGCCCAACAGGGAUGCUGCCGAGGAAUCCUGCGCACUCAUCUGUCAGGUUUUCCAGAUCAUCUAUGGGGACCAAGGCAUCGAGUGUGUGGACCGGGCCGGCUACCACUAUAUGUCCACACCUGAACGGCCAUGGCUCUGCAGCCGCACAACGGCUCCCAGGACACAUUUGAAGCAUGCUACAGUGGCACAUCCACUCCCUCUUUCCACGGCUCACACUGCAGUGGCAGUGACCACAGCGGCCUGAGCCUUGAGCAGCUGCAGGAUUACAUGAUCACGCUGCGGAGUAAGCUGGGGUCCUCUGAGAUCCAGCAGUUCGCGCUGCUUCUGCGGGAGUACCGGCUGGGGCUGCCCAUCCAGGACUUCUGUGCCAGCCUGCUGA
Molecule: messenger RNA, 1338 nt
Organism: Heterocephalus glaber (naked mole-rat)
Lineage: Eukaryota; Metazoa; Chordata; Mammalia; Rodentia; Bathyergidae
Source: RefSeq, a predicted model, not a curated record